Molecule: messenger RNA, 1130 nt
Organism: Podospora pseudopauciseta
Lineage: Eukaryota; Fungi; Ascomycota; Sordariomycetes; Sordariales; Podosporaceae
Exons: 3
Coding region: 1-549 (182 amino acids)
Source: RefSeq, a predicted model, not a curated record
AUGUGGACUCCGGUUUAUUACACAAAGGACACAUGGUGCUGGGAUACGGCUGGGUCAGUUGACUCCGGGCUUGUCGGGGAUGGUAUUCCGAGUUGGUUCCGAGUGAGGUUGGAGUGUAUCGCCGAUAUGCAAACUAGCAACUGCGAUUCAACUGGCAGCAUUCCUCUCAUCCAGGAGCAACAUCGACUUUAUCCAUACGUGGAACCAUCUCAGCACUUCCAGAAGCAAAGCAUACAGCCACUACCGGAACCAUACAACAUUGCUCCAGAUAACAUCCCAAGUUUCAUCUCACAUCACCAACCCUCCUCAAUCCCCUCCAAACCACGUCCAUUCAAGCAGACCAACUCCACAUCUCCCUCUCUUCAGUCUAGCCAAAAAUUCCAAGGGCGCCAAUGCAAGAGAUCGGAUCAAACCGCGAUCUCCAUAUGCCUGAACUCUCCUCACCUCCAAUACCACCCUAUCAACCCCAAUAAGAGCCCAGAUCCGGGGAUAAGCAAAGCUGUCACGUACAGCAUCUCAUACACUACCACCGUGAUUCUCCUGCCUUGAGGAGGGGUAGAUGUAGAACAACUGCUAUCUCACAUUUCAGGGGGGAACGUUGCUUUGGUGGUCGUUGCACAUUGUGAUAUGAUACACUUAUCAUCCUGGGACAAGCUUUCUCCCUAAACCAAACAAAUCAGAUAUACCACACCUCCAAAGCUAUAUAACUUCCCGCGAUGCCAAAUUGUGAUGGCGGCUAUACGAGACACGUAACUAAAGUAGGGCCAGGGAGGGUGGGCUUGCAUGAGCGUUCAGUCACGUUAUUUCAUCCCUUUCCUAUCAUCCCUUAUCCUCCAGCGUUCGCUUAUUAUAGUAAGUUGACUCACAUUUUGUGACAAGCAAACAUGAUUUUCGCCGCCCGCUGGAAAAUAAACGAGUAGGCAUAACACGAGCUUUUUGACAUUUGAGGGGGGGGGAAGAAAGUGUGAGUUGUGACGGCGACAGCUUACAGGCCACAAGACAGCCAAUCAGAGCUGGGGAUCACUUACACGUUUUUGCUUGGCGGUGAUUCGUUCGUUUUUUUGCAGGCUGCCUUUUCUUGCGAUGACCCCCGCGCACACACAAAAACCUUUUGCAAAUGAAAAAUAGUU